This is a messenger RNA of Onthophagus taurus, 9334 nucleotides long. It is a transcript of the gene Ppn, whose product is annotated as proteoglycan-like sulfated glycoprotein papilin. The record is from RefSeq and is a predicted model, not a curated record. Gene Ontology annotation, cellular component: extracellular matrix; extracellular region. Lineage: Eukaryota; Metazoa; Arthropoda; Insecta; Coleoptera; Scarabaeidae. Gene Ontology annotation, molecular function: metalloendopeptidase activity; serine-type endopeptidase inhibitor activity. Gene Ontology annotation, biological process: extracellular matrix organization; proteolysis.
GUCGGACCACGCUUAAUCUUCGUACGUGCACCGCGAAGAGAGGACGAGAAAACGCCGGUCGUGUUCGGUCCGGUUGUGUUCGGUGCUUCUUUCGCUUUUGCGGGAGUAUAGACUGCGGUGCGUUUGUCGUUGCGGAGGAGCGCGACCCGGCUCUUUGGCGGGCGGCUCUUUUUAUUACUUUAUUACUUUUUUUAAGACUUCUUCUCGUUUUAAAUCAAUUCAGUUUCGUGUUCAUUUCAUACAGGACCUUAUAAUUACUUCUUGUUUUAACUGAAGGAGGAUGGGAUUAUUCUUCGGCAAACCCAAUAUGUCGCCGCUACUCAUUCUUCUCGUCUACCUCACAUUAUCAUCACAUGCUAAAAGUCAUCACGUUCGACAUCAUAGAGAUCGAUUUAAACGACAACAAGGUGGUCAGCUUUAUCUACCAGGAAGCUAUGUAACCGAUAAUGAUGAACCAGAUGCCGGUCCUUGGCUGGACUGGUCAUCGCCUAGUCCGUGCACCAGGACAUGCGGAGGUGGUGUAUCUACGCAAGAGAGGCAAUGCACUUCAGGGUACUCGUGUAGGGGUCCGAUGAAGAGACAUUUCUCAUGUAACACGCAGGAUUGUCCAGAUUUAGCAGAUUUUAGGUCACAGCAAUGUUCGGAAUACGAUGCGAUACCAUUUGAAGAUGUCUAUUAUCAAUGGGUCCCUUAUACAAAAUCUCCACAACCUUGUGAAUUAAAUUGUAUGCCACGAGGUGAAAGAUUCUACUACAGACACAAAUUACAAGUAAUUGAUGGUACGAGGUGUAAUGAUGAAUCCUUAGACGUGUGCGUGGACGGAGAGUGUCAGCCUGUUGGUUGCGACAUGAUGCUUGGGUCCAGCGCGAAAGAAGACAAGUGUAGAGUGUGCGGAGGCGACGGCAGCACCUGUAAUACCUUUACUGAUUUAUUGGAUAUGCAAGAUUUGCAGGCUGGUUAUAACGAUAUCUUAUUGAUACCAGCGGGUGCUGUAAACAUCAAAGUAAGGGAAAUCGCGCCGUCAGACAGCUACUUGGCUGUCCGAAACACAUCUGGAUAUUACUAUUUAAAUGGCAACUGGAGGAUUGAUUUUCCCAGGACUAUAGAUUUUGCCGGAUCAAAAUUUCAUUACGAUCGUUAUCCUCAAGGUUUCAGUGCUCCCGAUAGCAUUACAUGUUUAGGACCCACUGAAGAAGCGUUAUUCAUAGUUCUUUUAUUUAAUCAAAAAGAUAAUGUAGGUGUUGAAUACGAAUAUAGUACACCGAAAACAAUUCAUCAUUUAGAAGAUCCAGAAACUUAUGCUUGGACAUUUGAUCAAUUUACAACAUGCUCUGCAUCUUGUGGUGGAGGAUAUCAAUACAGAAAUGUUACGUGUGCUGGAAGAAUGUCUCUUGAAGAAGCCAGCGCCAAUUUAUGCGAUGUCAACAACAAACCCGUUGAAUCUCAAAGAUGCGGCGAAUCUCCUUGCGAUCCAAUGUGGGUAGCAAAAGAUUGGGAAAAAUGUUCAGAAUCCUGCGGAGAAAAUGGUGUUCAAACCAGAAAAAUAUAUUGCGAACAAAUUAUCUCCGGCGGUGUUCCUAGUAUCGUUGAUGACCAACAAUGUACUAACAUUCAAAAACCGCCUUCACAACAACCCUGUAAUCAAGGAGUGAUUUGCGCAGAAUGGCACACAGGACCGUGGAAACCAUGUAACAAAUUGUGUGGUAAAGGCAAAGAAACCAGAAAAGUAACCUGCUUCCGUAAAGAAUCAGACAAAAUCAUAGCUUUACCAGAUUCCGACUGUACUAUGACUGAAAAACCAGUAACAGAAAAAGAAUGCAUGCUUCGUCCUUGUGAAGGAGUUGAUUGGGUUACUUCUGAAUGGUCCGGGUGUGAAGAUAAAUGCGGUUUAAGUGAAGAAACGCGAUUUGUAAAAUGUGCAACUGCAAGCGGAGAUGUUUACGAAGAUAAACUUUGCGAAGAAACCGAAAUAAAGCCGGCGGCUACGAGAAAAUGCGAAAAACAAGCCAAAGGUUGCGAAUUUGAAUGGCACGCAUCUCAAUGGAGUGAUUGUUCGGCGAAAUGCGGUGGUGGAAUCCAAACCAGGAAAGUGGUUUGUGUACAAGAAACCGACGACGGAUUUAAAAAAGUCGACCCCAACAACUGCGAUGAAGGAAAGAAGUACGACGAAAGUAAAAAUUGCACAGCUAAAGAAACUGUGUGUCCAGGCGAAUGGUUUACUGGGCCUUGGACUGAGUGUUCUGAGAAGUGUGGAGGUGGUGUAAAAGCAAGAAAAGUCAUUUGCAUGCACGGGGAAACAGUGGUAACUAUUAAAGAUUGCGAUGUAGAUGCCACACCGCUUAGUACUGAAGAAUGUAAUAAACAAUUAUGUGAUAAACAACAACCAUCAAGUAGUUCCACGGAAGGAAUAGAAAUUUCUGAAGCUCCAGCUGAAUUAUCGACCCUCCCAGAAAAAGAACCCACAGAUAGAGAUGUUGAACUUGUCGAAGACGACUACGAAUUAGUAGAUGACGAUAUUUGCGAGGAUGGGGAAUUUGUAAUGAUUGAUGAUAAAGAAAAAUACAUAGAAAUUGGAGUAGCUGUUGAAUCGCACGUAGAAACGAAAGAAGCCACUCUCUCCUCAGAUUAUAUAAUGAUGAGUGACUCCACUUACGUAAGCCAUUCUUCAUUUAGUACAGAUUAUGGUUCUGGUGAUUAUGAAUACACAAAGUCAACAACCGGAGAUUUAGGAUCGACAGCUUUCGAUACAAGCAUAUCUGAAGGUUCUGGAGAUGACACAACUUACUUUAAAUCUUCUGCAGGAUUCACCGGUACAACAGAAUUUGAAGGAAGCGGUAGCGUAUUUACGGAUGUUAGCGAAGCAUUGACGACAACUCUUAGUUGGGAAAUCACGACCGUUGAACCAGAGGGCGUUUCUGAAAUCAGCACGGAAAAAGAAACCAUUUUGUCGACUAUUGAUGAAGCUGAAACCACCACGACUCAUGAAGUAACCGCUAUGACUCAAGAAAGCACCAAAGAAACUGAUGUAAGCCAUGAAGAUGAUACAACGUCUGUGAAAUCAACUGAUGGAACAACGACUUUAAAAUCAACUGAUGGAACAACGACUCUAAAAUCAACUGAUGGAACAACAACUUUAAAAUCAACAGAUGAAACCACGCCUUUAAAAUCAACAGAUGAAACCACUACUCUUAAAUCAACUGAUGCGACGACAACAAUCAAAGAUAGUGAGGAAGAAACAACGUUAUCAAGUAUAAGUGAAUCUGAAACGACAGAAGGAAUUACUGAAACAACAACAAUUGAAGUAACACAACCAACUGACGUAACAACUACAGAAGUGGAAUCCACGACACAUGAAACGGAACAAACGACGGAAAAAGAGAUAACAACUACAUCAAAAACAGAUUCUACCACUCCAAUAGAAGAAGAAACUGAUGAUAAUAUACCAGUUGAAGUCGACCCAGAAGACAUUACAGAAGACACUCCAAAAACAACUGUAUCUGAAAAAGAACUUGAAACAUCGACUGCUAUGUCGGAGAUUCCUACCUCUACAGAUUCAGAUUUAACAAAAGCAACAGAAACAGAAACGACCAUCAUAGAAACAACGGGAACAACAGAUCACGCUCAAACAACAGUAAGUGAAGCAACUCUUAAAGAAUCUGAAAGUACAUUAGGAUCGACCGAAAGUACAACUCCUCAAACAAAAGAAACUGAAACAACCCUUAAAGAAUCAGAAACUUCGUUAGGAUCAACUGAAAGUGUCCCUACUGAAACGUCAUCAGAUAAAGUAACUUCAGAAGAAGAUGUAACUGAUAAAACAGUAACAACUGAGUCAGUGGGUACAGAAACGAGCGUUACAUCUGUAGUUGAAGGAACUGAUAAGACCGGAAAAACUGAAGAAAGUUCCACUGUUGAUACUGAUAAAACAACGAUUGAAACGGAUGGGUCUGAAGUUACAAAAGAAUCAAUAGGUACUGAUGUUACUGAAGAGUUGCCGAGUACCACCACAAUCACAACUGAAAUUCCAAUUGUGGCAACCACAGCUAUGCCUCGUUCCACUAAACCAGGAAUUGACGAAAUCUUCCCAACCAAACCCAAACAAAAAAUGUGCAAGAGAAGGAAGAAGUCUCAUUGUAAAGAAACUGAAUUUGGAUGUUGUUCUGAUAAAGUUACUGCUGCUAAAGGACCGUUUAAUCAAGGUUGUCCAACUCAUGAAACGUGCAAUGAAACUAAAUACGGUUGUUGUGAAGAUGGUGUUUCUCCAGCUGAAGGAAAAGGAUUCAAAGGUUGUCCUGAUUCCCAAUGCAGUGAGACCCUAUUUGGUUGUUGUCCGGAUAAUAGAACUCCAGCCGAAGGAAACGACAAUGAAGGAUGUCCACCUUUAUGUGCAUCAUCACCGUUUGGUUGUUGCAAAGAUAAUACAACGCAAGCAACGGGUCCUAAUGAAAAAGGUUGUCCCGAAGAAAAAGAAGAUAAAGAAGUCACAGAUCCUCUUUCAACAACGGAAAGUCUCAGCACCGAGACUACGGAAGAAUCCGUCGAUUGUAACAUUUCCGAAUUUGGUUGUUGUCCAGAUGGAGUUAAAAUCGCUCAAGGAGAAAACUUUAAAGGAUGCGAUAUCUUUAAAGACGAUUGUAAUGAAUCUCUAUAUAAAUGUUGCCCUGACGGAGUUACUUCAGCUCGAGGUCCAAAUUAUAAAGGUUGCGAAACCGAAUGUUCUAAAUCUACAUUCGGAUGUUGCCAAGAUGGUAUCACUCCAGCUCACGGUUAUCUUGAAGAAGGGUGUUGCCUUUCCUCUGCUUACGGUUGUUGUCCAGAUAAUAUUAAAGAAGCCCAAGGACCCAACUUCCGUGGAUGCAGUUGUCAAAAUUCUCCGUAUGGUUGUUGUCCCGACAACACCACAUCCGCUAAAGGACCCGACAAUACCGGAUGCGGUUGCCAAUAUACUCCUCAUGGUUGUUGUCCUGACAAUUAUACUCCUGCUACUGGAGCUAACUUUACAGGAUGUCUCUGCCACACUUAUCAAUUCGGUUGCUGCGCAGAUGGUGUCACCAUCGCCCAAGGAAUGUAUCAGCAAGGUUGUGGUUGUAAAGAUACUGAAUUCGGUUGUUGCUCCGAUGAUGAAACUCCUGCGGAAGGACCUAACUUCGAAGGAUGCAAUUGUGCAUCCUCUAAGUUUGGUUGUUGUUUAGAUGGGGUUAGUGAAGCCCAAGGAGAAAACUUUGACGGUUGUAAAGAAAUACCAGAAAAUCUCCAAGCUAGUUGUAGUCAAGAAAAAGAAAGAGGUCCUUGCAGAAACUAUACUGUAAAAUGGUUCUAUGAUAUGCAGUACGGCGGAUGUUCAAGAUUUUGGUACGGUGGUUGUGAAGGAAACGGAAAUAGAUUCAAAGAUAAAAGCGAAUGUAACACACUUUGCGUCGAACCCAAAGGAAAAGAUCGCUGCAAACUGCCGAUGGUUGCUGGCCCAUGCGAAGGAUAUUAUCCUCAGUGGUAUUAUGACAAAGAACGAAAUCAUUGUGCGCAAUUUAUUUAUGGCGGAUGUCUUGGAAAUAAUAAUCGGUUUGAAACUGUUGAAGAAUGUAAUAAUUUAUGUGUUAAAGAUAGAAACAUUGACGCUUGUGAUCAACCUCUCGAAGAAGGCCCAUGUCGUGGUAAUUUCUACAAAUGGUACUUUAAUAAAGAAGAAUCUUCUUGUCAACCAUUUAGAUACGGUGGUUGUGAUGGAAAUAAUAACAAUUUCGAUUCUGAGUUAGCAUGUAAACAAAAAUGUGAUCAAGCAGGCCGGAAAAAAGAGCACUGCUCGCUUCCAAGAGUACAAGGUAAUUGCACAGAGCGUGUGUCCCGCUGGUACUAUGACACGGCGGAAAAACGUUGCAUGCCCUUCUAUUAUUCCGGUUGUAAUGGUAAUAAUAACAACUUUGACAGCGAGUAUCAAUGUGAAAUUGAUUGUCCAAAAGAUAUCGUUAAACACACUUGCCAUCUUCCUGCUGACCUUGGAAAUUGUAGUGACUACCGCGAACGGUGGUAUUACGAUACUACAAAGAAGGAAUGUAGAAGAUUUUAUUAUGGUGGAUGUGGGGGAAAUGGAAAUAACUUUGAAACUGAGGAAACUUGUAAGGCAAAAUGUCCUGAAGAUACUCAACCUGAAUCGACUUCAGUUGAACCAAAAGUAACCACUCAAGAACCAAGGAGUGAACAAACUGAACAUAGUGAACCAUUCCUAUCAGAAUUUUGUUUCUUACCGAAUGAAGCUGGACCGUGUCGACAAUCCGAAGCUCGGUGGUAUUAUGAUAGAGACGGAGCUUGUAAACGUUUCUUAUAUGGAGGGUGUGAAGGAAACAGGAAUAACUUUAAAACUGCCGAAGAAUGUGAACAGAAAUGUGAUAAUGUACAAGAUUUGUGUUCAUUACCAAAAGUUGUUGGGCCAUGUAACGGAGAAUACAAUCAAUGGUACUACAAUCAAAGUACAGAUAUGUGCGAACAAUUUGUUUAUGGAGGCUGUACUGGUAAUAAAAAUAGAUUUGAAGAUCAACUUUCCUGUGAACAAAGAUGCCGAAGAGGUCCUCCUACCGUCACCCAAGAACCACCCGAUGCUGGCCCAAGAGAAUCAGAUAUAGAUUUAAGCACAAUUUGUUAUAAACCUAUUGACCAAGGGUUUAGCAAUUGUACCGAUAACAUCCCUGCAUAUUAUUAUGAGGCAAGAACUGGUAAAUGUUUAGCUUUCACUUAUACCGGAUGUGGAGGAAACGCAAAUAGAUACAACACAGCAGAACAAUGUGAACGACAAUGCGGAACCUUUAGAGGACAAGAUGUGUGUAGUUUACCUAAAGAUGUAGGUCCAUGUCGUGCUCUACUUCCUAAAUUCUUCUUCGAUACGUCAAUUGGUCAAUGCGCACCGUUUUAUUAUGGUGGUUGCGAAGGAAACGGAAAUAGAUUUAGUACAGCAGAAGAGUGUCAAGCUAUUUGUGUUGCAAGGGAAGAAGAAAAACCGGAAAAACCAAGCAGCGAAAUAUGCCUCUUACCUGCCGCAAUUGGUAAUUGUCAGAACGGUGAUCAUAAGAGAUGGUUCUUUGAUGAAGCUAGAGGCGAAUGCAUGGUUUUCAUAUACAGCGGAUGUGGUGGUAACUUUAAUAGGUUUACAAGUUUGCAGGAGUGUCAGGAAACGUGUCAGGAAUAUAUGACCCCCGUCUACCAUCCUCAUCCACCAACACAUCAGGAACCAACAUCAAUGGAAAACCCAUGCCAAAUUUACACUGAUCAAUGUAAAAAGAUGGACUGUCCGUAUGGAGUUAAAGCUUAUGUUGAUGACAAUCAAUGUAAUCGUUGUAAAUGCGAUGAUCCAUGUGAAGGAUUUUUAUGUCCAGAUAGAUCCCUAUGUGUAGUUGAAGUGAAUCUACAUAAAACAGAUGGAAAUGAUGCCAACUUUAUUGGAGUAUGCAGAGAGUUUAAUAAAUCUGGCGAAUGUCCACCUAUACCACAACACACAAAUGCUUGCGACAGAGAAUGUUACACUGACGCCCAGUGUCCUUCGAUAUUGAAGUGUUGCUCGAACGGAUGUGGAACUCAAUGUAUUAGACCAAUUGAUGAUGUCACACCUCCUGCAGAACUUAAGACACCUUCUUAUCAAAUACCACCAAUCACAGAAAUUCCAUCUAUUCCAUCUCAUUAUUACCCUCCUCAAAUUAUCGAAAGUGAAUUCCAACCGGAAAUAACCGCUGGUGAAGGUGAUUACGUGAUGUUAAGAUGUGCCAUUUCUGGAAAUCCAAAUCCCACUAUUUCAUGGAAGAGAGGUGAUUUAAUGAUUGAUGGAACAGAACCAAGGUAUAGGUUAACAUUAGAUGGUGCGGCACUUCAAAUUAUUUCUCUUUACAAAACGGACUCAGGAUUGUACCUUUGUACUGCAGACAACAAAAUUGGACGGCCAUUAACAAAAGAAAUUAGACUGGUCGUUGAAGACCCAGUAGAAGGUCCCGCACGAAUUCUAGACGAUCCAAGCCUCGCCAGUGUAACAGUUACCUUAGGCUCACCAGCUACGUUAAAUUGUUACGUAUACGGCUAUCCAAGCUCUGCGGUAGCAUGGUUCAAGGAUGCCGAGCUAAUUCCAAUGAAAACGGAAGAAUUUACCAUCAACAAAGAUAGUUCAUUAUUUAUUAACGCAGUGAGAUUGCGAAAUUUAGGUAUCUACACCUGUCAGGCUUAUAAUGGAAUUGGAAAAGCAUCGACUUGGUCGGUAACCGUUCAAGCUUUGGGUCCAGUUUAUAGUACAGAUGCCAAUGAUAAGAAAUAUAUGAAAUAUGUUAUCGAUCGACCGAAAAAGCCAGACGUUACACCUCAUCCUAUGUAUCCUUUUAGACCCAAUCGACCCACUGUUGGGUUUACUCCUUCUACUUAUCGUCCUGUUCCUACCACUACUAGUAUUAUAACAACUACUACUACUACUCCAAGACCUAGACCUAGAAUAGUUCCUGUAACAGCGAACAUCACAUUAAAAGAUACGAAGUUCCCAUUAAACACCGACAUCCAUAUUCCUUGUAAUGUUGAUGGAUAUCCAUUACCGCACGUUCAGUGGUACAAAGAUGGAGGGCCGAUUUAUCCGAACGAUCGUAUUGAAAUAACGGCGAAUUAUCGAUUGAUUAUAAGAAAAGCAACGGAAUCGGAUAGUGGUGAAUACCGAUGCGAGGCGAAAAAUGAGCAUAGUUCAGCAACAAGUACAACUCCCGUUUUAAUUAGAGGUCAACUGAUUCCAGCAAAUUGCACAGAUAACGCAUUCUUUGCCAAUUGUAAACUGAUUGUGACGGGAAAAUUCUGCAACCAUGCCUAUUAUGCGAAAUUCUGUUGUAAAUCUUGUACGGAAGCGGGUCAAUUGAAUGAGCUACAAGGCGACCAACCUGCAUCUCUUAUAGAUAGCAAUUUAGUUUAACGGAGAAUGAUUAAAAAACCCUAGUCCGAAUGAUAAAGCUAUGAUUUGCCAUCAUUAACAGAACUAAGUAAAAGCCCCAAGAAUCUAUUUUUAUAAGAUUGUUACCUAUAGUCCUCUUUUUUGUUCUUUUUGUAAGUCAAUCAUCGUCAACGGAUGUAAAUCGCGACACUUUGUAAUAUAGAUAUUUAAUUAUAACUGAUAUUGUAAUUGUAGUAAUUUUGUCCUGUGUAAGUUCACAAUGACCCGCUAUUAUGUCUGUGCAAUCAAUCUAAGCGAAUCAUGUAUAUAUAUUCUAUUAUUAUUUGAAACAAUAAAGAUUAAACUGUAUAAAAAAUGUGUGUUCAGGUAUACGUCGUUAUUAAUACAUUGUAUUAUUUAAAAUUAUAUAAAAGAAAACAAUAAGCUGUGUUUUAUCAA